Messenger RNA from Symbiodinium pilosum, 882 nucleotides. The record is from the annotation of a GenBank genome assembly. NCBI's taxonomy places the organism in Eukaryota, Dinophyceae, Suessiales, Symbiodiniaceae.
GAUGAGCUAGAAGAAGAGGCUGUGCUGGUGGAAGUUGAGGUGCUGGCGGAAAACGAUGACGUUGUGCUGGACGUGGGUGCGGAAGAGCUGGUCGAGCUGGUGGUUAAGCUGGAACUCGUGCUGGCUGUGGUUGAAGAAAGUGAAUUUGCCGACGUCGAGCUGCUAGAAAAAAUCCUUGACAAUGAAGUGCUUGUUGAUGACGUGCUUGUAGAACUCAUCGACCAGCCAGAUGUGGAAGAUGACGUAGCAGAGCUGCUUGAGGAUGUUGUUGAACUGGUGGAUGUAGUUGUGGACGGCAUGGGCGAACUACGCGUUGUGGAUGUGGCAGAAGAUGUGGAGCUACCAGUAGUCGAGCUAGAUGAGCUUGAGGACGUGGAACUGAAGGAUGUGUCAGUAUUGCUUGUGGUGGAGGUUAUGCUACUACUGCUCUGUGUCCACGCCUCAGCUGAUGAUGUGGAUGUGCCACUUGAGCUGGUCGUAGUGCUUGUUGGAGUACCAAUGCUCUCACUAGUACUACUGGUGCUUGUGGUCUGGACGCUUGAGCUUGUAGUGCUUGUGCCGGAUGUGAAGGAUGAAGAAGACGAGCUUUUGCUCCUGCUGCUGGUGGUGGAUGUGCUGGAGGAAGAACCGCUUGUGGACGUGAAUGUCUUGCCGGUGGUUGUGCGAAACGUUGAUGAAGGCGCUGUUGCACUCGUUGUAAAUGAAGUUGAUGUUGAUGAACUGGACGUAGCGCUCGAGGAUAAUUUUGGGGAAGCUGUGGUACUUGGGCUGCUGGUCUUCGUCAGAGAUAGUGUUGUGCUCGUGCUACUUACAGUCGGCACUGCGGUUGAUGUCAACGUGCCUGUGGAAGUGGACGAUGAUUUUGUGACUGAACUACUCUGA